Messenger RNA from Paramuricea clavata, 915 nucleotides. The record is from the annotation of a GenBank genome assembly. Lineage: Eukaryota; Metazoa; Cnidaria; Anthozoa; Malacalcyonacea; Plexauridae.
AUGUCGUACCAGGAAAUGCAAUAUGUCGUACCAGGAGAUGCAAUAUGUUGUACCCGGAGAUGUGAUAUGUCGUACCCGGAGAUGCAAUAUGUCGUACCAGGAGAUGCAAUAUGUCGUACCAGGAGAUGCAAUAUGUUGUACCUGGAGGUGAGAUAUGUCGUACCCGGAGAUGCAAUAUGUCGUACCAGGAGAUGCAAUAUGUUGUACCUGGAGGUGUGAUAUGUCGUACCCGGAGAUGUGAUAUGUCGUACCAGGAAAUGCAAUAUGUCGUACCAGGAGAUGCAAUAUGUCGUACCUGGAGGUGAGAUAUGUCGUACCCGGAGAUGUGAUAUGUCGUACCAGGAAAUGCAAUAUGUCGUUCCAGGAGAUGCAAUAUGUUGUACCUGGAGGUGAGAUAUGUCGUACCCGGAGAUGUGAUAUGUCGUACCCGGAGAUGUGAUAUGUCGUACCCGGAGAUGUGAUAUGUUGUACCUGGAGGUGAGAUAUGUCGUACCCGGAGAUGUGAUAUGUCGUACCAGGAGAUGCAAUAUGUCGUACCAGGAGAUGCAAUAUGUUGUACCUGGAGGUGAGAUAUGUCGUACCCGGAGAUGUGAUAUGUCGUACCAGGAGAUGCAAUAUGUCGUACCAGGAGAUGCAAUAUGUUGUACCUGGAGGUGAGAUAUGUCGUACCCGGAGAUGUGAUAUGUCGUACCAGGAAAUGCAAUAUGUCGUUCCAGGAGAUGCAAUAUGUUGUACCUGGAGGUGAGAUAUGUCGUACCCGGAGAUGUGAUAUGUCGUACCAGGAAAUGCAAUAUGUCGUACCAGGAGAUGCAAUAUGUUGUGUACCCGGGGAUGCAAUAUGUCGUACCCGGAGAUGCAAUAUGUCGUACCCUCAACUUUUCUGAUGUUCACUUGGUAACCACGCAUACCCAGUGA